Messenger RNA from Spinacia oleracea (spinach), 1620 nucleotides. Its product is annotated as glutathione S-transferase TCHQD. Gene Ontology annotation, molecular function: glutathione transferase activity. Lineage: Eukaryota; Viridiplantae; Streptophyta; Magnoliopsida; Caryophyllales; Amaranthaceae. Bases 279 to 1082 code for a protein of 267 amino acids. The record is from RefSeq and is a predicted model, not a curated record. The transcript has 3 exons.
CCAAAAUUCGCUCACUUUCUUCUCGGGAUAAAAGGUAAGCGGGCCCACCAAAUUGUGAGCUAUUGACAACGACACUCCCCCAUCUUCUCUCAUCACUUAAUUAUUCUUCUCCCACUACAACUAAAAAAUUAAGAAAAAACACUCUGUUUUCAGCCGUCAGCAAAUUCAAGCAACGAAAUUUCCAGUUUUUUCAGGAAACAUUGUUGUGUCUGAUUUGUUGGCCUAAGCUUUGACAUACUGCCUACGUUUCAUCCUGUGAAGUUGAUGUUGGCGAUACUAUGCAAUUAUACCAUCACCCCUUCUCUGUAGACAGCCAAAAGGUGAGACUUGCACUAGAAGAGAAUGGGGUUGAUUAUACGUCAUAUCAUAUCAACCCUAUCACUGGCAAGAACAUGGAAGCGUCAUUCUUCCGGAUGAAUCCAAGUGGGAAGUUGCCUGUGUUUCAGAAUGGUUCUCACAUUCUUUACAACACGAUUGAGAUUCUACAGUACAUAGAACGGAUAGCGGCUGUCUCAUCAGUUGGGGAUGACAUUAAUCUCAGCAACCGAGAAGUCCUUGAAUGGAUGCACAAAAUCCAGGAGUGGAACCCUAAAUAUUUCACGCUCUCUCGUGUCCCUGAGAAACACCGCCUAUAUGUUUCAAAAUUCAUAAGGCGAGUAAUCAUUGCUAGGAUGGCAGAGUUUCCUGAUCUAGCAAGUGCCUAUCACCUUAGGCUCAGAAAUGAAUAUGAUACAGAAGAGAAGUUGAAAGAUCCAGAGGUAAUAAGGAGGGGUGAACUACAUUUGGUUAGGCUUCUUGAUGAGAUAGAAACACAAUUGAACAAUACUUCAUACUUAGCCGGAGAAGAGUUUACAAUGGCAGAUGUUAUGCUUAUCCCGGUAUUGGCUCGCUUGGUGCUCUUAAAAUUAGAAAAUGAAUAUAUUAUUACUAGGCCAAGUAUUGCUGAGUAUUGGAAGAUGGUGCAACAGAGGCCUAGUUACAAAAGGGUGAUCGGGAGGUAUUUUGACGGUUGGAGGCGGCAAAAAACAUUGACGAAAACCUGGUGCUAUAUUCAUAUGAGGAGCUUGUUGAAGAAAUAUUGAUUGUACAGACUACUACAGAGGGUUGAGAAAAUAAAAUUCUGAAGCAGUUUUAUUCUUUAAUUGUUAUUGAUUUUUGUUAGGGAGCAUAUUUUAUGUUGUACAGAAUUACAGAAGACAUUUCAACCAUUCUCUCUUUGAUUUUGUAGUCAUUUUGCAUUUUGUUCAAUUUUUGGAGGUGUAACUUGGAAAUGUAAUGUAUAUUUUGGUUGCUUUGUUAAACCAUUUUUGAAAUCAAAUAAUUACUUUGUACUAUUACUAAGUAUGUAAUUUGCAUUUUCCUAUCACAGGGAAAAGGAUGGAGUAUCAUAUAACAUUAACACCUGGCAGCUUUAGUGUUCAUCCAUUUAUGAUUCAUGAGUAAUGACAACCUUUUCUCAAUCCUGUUUCAGUGUUGCUGGCCUUGCUGCAAACGGGAUUUCUUGUAAGCAUCGGGAACCCACCAUUGUUCGAGCAAGAGUAGGGACGUGCAAAAGGUGUUUUUGAGACACUAUUAAUGUGCUUGGCUUUCUCCUAGCUUUAUCAUCAUAUUGGUAACUGG